AAAAAUAACCGAAAGAAAGAAAGCACAAAAAGAAUUUUAAAAACAUAUCUUUUUCUUUCCAAAACUCUUUUUUCUUCCCACCAUUAUCUCAUGAACGUUAGUGGAGGCUCUCUCUCUACACAGAGGGUAGCCUACCCUUGAAAAAGAACCUAGCAGCUACGCUUUAGGUAAAAACACACAAAAGAUCACUUGAAAGUGUUUCAUUCUUUAACUUGAAACUCCAUCUGGGUCUUUUGACUCUACUGAGAUAUGAUGGUCCACACGAUGCACAGAGAGUCACCGGAUAAAGGGUUGGAUUCCGGCAAGUAUGUUAGGUACACACCGGAGCAAGUGGAAGCUCUUGAAAGAGUUUACACUGAGUGUCCUAAGCCUAGCUCCCUCAGAAGACAGCAACUCAUACGAGAAUGUCCUAUUCUCUCCAACAUCGAGACCAAACAGAUCAAAGUUUGGUUUCAGAACCGCAGAUGUCGAGAGAAGCAGAGGAAAGAAGCUGCUCGUCUCCAAACAGUGAACAUAAAGCUCAAUGCAAUGAAUAAACUCUUGAUGGAAGAAAAUGAUCGUUUGCAGAAGCAAGUUUCUCAUUUGGUCUAUGAGAAUGGCCACAUGAAACACCAAAUCCACACUGCUUCUGGGACGACCACAGACAACAGCUGUGAGUCUGUGGUCGUAGUAAGUGGUCAGCAACAUCAACAGAAAAACCCUAAUCCUCAGCAUCAUCUGCAACGUGAUGCUAACAACCCAGCUGGUCUCCUUUCGAUAGCAGAGGAGGCCCUAGCAGAGUUCCUUUCCAAGGCUACAGGAACUGCUGUUGACUGGGUUCAGAUGAUUGGGAUGAAGCCUGGUCCGGAUUCUAUUGGCAUCGUAGCUAUUUCCCGCAACUGCAGUGGAAUUGCAGCACGUGCCUGCGGCCUCGUGAGUUUAGAACCCAUGAAGGUUGCUGAAAUCCUCAAAGAUCGUCAAUCUUGGCUCCGUGAUUGUCGAAGUGUGGAUACUCUGAGUGUGAUUCCAACUGGAAACGGUGGGAGUCUCGAGCUUAUAUACACGCAGAUGUAUGCUCCAACAACGUUGGCAGCAGCUCGUGACUUUUGGACGCUGAGAUACAGCACCUGUUUAGAAGAUGGAAGCUAUGUGGUUUGUGAGAGGUCGCUUACAGCUGCAACUGGUGGCCCCACUGGGCCACCUUCUUCAAACUUUGUGAGAGCUGAGAUGCGACCAAGCGGGUUUCUCAUCCGUCCUUGCGAUGGUGGUGGUUCCAUUCUCCACAUUGUUGACCAUGUUGAUUUGGAUGCGUUGAGUGUCCCUGAAGUCAUGAGGCCUCUCUAUGAAUCUUCGAAGAUUCUUGCUCAGAAAAUGACCGUUGCUGCUCUGAGACAUGUAAGACAAAUCGCACAAGAGACAAGUGGAGAAGUUCAAUACGGUGGAGGACGCCAACCUGCGGUUUUAAGAACCUUUAGUCAAAGACUCUCUCGGGGAUUCAAUGAUGCUGUUAAUGGUUUUGUGGAUGAUGGAUGGUCGCCAAUGGGUAGCGAUGGUGCAGAAGAUAUUACAGUUAUGAUAAACUUGUCCCCUGGAAAGUUUGUUGGGUCUUUCCUCCCUAGCUUUGGUAGUGGUGUGCUUUGUGCCAAGGCAUCUAUGCUGUUGCAGAAUGUUCCACCUGCUAUGCUGGUUGGAUUCCUUAGAGAACACCGCUCAGAGUGGGCUGAUUAUGGUGUGGAUGCUUAUGCUGCUGCAUCCCUCAGAUCAAAUCCUUUUGCUGUUCCUUGCGCUAGAACUGGUGGCUUCCCAAGUAACCAAGUCAUUCUCCCACUAGCACAGACUGUUGAACAUGAAGAGUUUCUUGAGGUGGUUAGACUCGAAGGUCAUGCUUACUCACCUGAAGACAUGGGUUUAGCUAGAGAUAUGUACUUACUACAGCUUUGUAGUGGUGUUGAUGAAGAUGUAGUUGGAGGUUGUGCACAGCUUGUCUUUGCUCCUAUCGAUGAAUCCUUCGCUGAUGAUGCACCUUUGCUUCCUUCUGGCUUCCGUGUCAUACCUCUUGAACAAAAAUCAACCCCGAACGGUACAUCUGCAAACCGUACAUUGGACUUAGCAUCAGCUUUAGAAGGAUCAAAACAUCAAGCAGACCCAAAUGGUUGUAACUUUAGGUCGGUACUAACCAUAGCAUUCCAGUUCACAUUUGAUAACCACACAAGAGACAAUGUUGCUUCAAUGGCACGUCAGUACGUGAGAAACAUAGUGGGAUCGAUUCAGAGGGUUGCUCUAGCUAUUGCUCCUCCUCGUCCUGGUUCUAGUAUCAGUUCAAUAUCUGCUCCCACUUCCCCUGAAGCUCUCACUCUAGUCCGUUGGAUCUCCCGGAGUUACAGAGUUCAAACUGGUGCAGAUCUCUUUGGCUCUGAUUCUCAAACCAGUGGUGACACAUUGCUGCAUCAACUCUGGAAUCACACUGAUGCAAUCUUGUGCUGCUCCAUGAAAACAAACGCUUCACCGGUCUUCACAUUUGCAAACCAAACCGGUUUAGACAUGCUGGAAACUACUCUUGUAUCCCUUCAAGACAUAACACUAGACAAGACCUUAGACGAGUCUGGUCGUAAAGGUAUAUGCUCUAAGUUCCCCGAGAUCAUGCAACAGGGCUAUACUCAUCUUCCUGCGGGUGUAUGUGCGUCAAGCAUGGGGAGAUUGGUGUCUUACGAGCAGGCAACAGUGUGGAAAGUUCUUGAAGACGAUGAAUCAAAUUACUGCUUAGCUUUUAUGUUUGUUAAUUGGUCCUUCAUUUGAAGACUGAGCUCACUCCAUUUCCCAUGGGAGAAGGGUUUAUUUAUGUAAUCUAUUAAUGUUAGGUUUCUAUGCUCAAGUAUUCUGAAAUUCAGAGGACUAGUAUGUAAUAUGACUAAUAUAUGAUCCAUUAUGGAUUGUUCUUGUUCCUAUGUUAUGGCAGAAUAUUAUGCAAGUCUUUUUUUUGUGCUAA
Eruca vesicaria subsp. sativa (arugula) is the source of this 2965-nucleotide messenger RNA. The record is from the annotation of a GenBank genome assembly. NCBI's taxonomy places the organism in Eukaryota, Viridiplantae, Streptophyta, Magnoliopsida, Brassicales, Brassicaceae.